AUGAGGAUUAUGGUGGUUGCCACGUAUAUGGAUGGGUAUGCUUACAGAUGCUCUUCUAAAGCAUGCAGAUCAAAGGCAAGCCUAAAGAAGGGGUCUAAAAUGGCCUCUCUGAAUAUAGAAUUUGUUAAAAUUCGUGGGGGAAUAUAUUGCUGGGUAUAUGAUUAUACCCCAACUCGGGCCAUUGAUUUAUGCGAUUGUUCGAAGACUACUUAUAUUUAA
This is a messenger RNA of Vairimorpha ceranae, 219 nucleotides long. RefSeq lists its product as hypothetical. The coding region runs from base 1 to 219 and encodes 72 amino acids. The transcript has a single exon. NCBI's taxonomy places the organism in Eukaryota, Fungi, Microsporidia, Nosematidae. The record is from RefSeq and is a predicted model, not a curated record.